Molecule: messenger RNA, 2082 nt
Organism: Dothidotthia symphoricarpi CBS 119687
Lineage: Eukaryota; Fungi; Ascomycota; Dothideomycetes; Pleosporales; Dothidotthiaceae
Exons: 4
Coding region: 31-1656 (541 amino acids)
Source: RefSeq, a predicted model, not a curated record
CUUCAUCACCAAAUACUACACAAAAGAAGUAUGCAACUCUCGCGCCAAACCCACCUCGGAUCAAUAGAUACGAAGCUACUUACCAUCGUAGACCUUCAAGGCCCACCAGUAUGGCCCUGCACGAUCAUCCAAUCAGAGGAAGCGUACAUCCUCCAUCGACUCCCGGACGAGCUUCUUCUCCUGAUUGUGAAGUUUUCGCUGUAUACCAAUGAUCGCACGACGCGUGAGACGACGCGUGAGACAUGGGCGCUAUUCGAAGAUGUGCGGGCUUGUGACACCAGCUGUAUCAUGGCACUCUCGCAGGUGUGCCAUAGAUUCAAACGCAUCGCCCAGCCGUUAUUGUUCAGCAAUAUCGGCUUCAUGCAUCCCAAUCAAGUGCUGCCGCCUUCAAUACGAGUUCUCAGACUUCAUCGUACGCUAAGUGACAGAGUCGAUCUGCGUCAGCACUGUCGAUACCUAACCAUCAACAUGGGAGACGUCGCGCGUAGAGAAGCGAGGACACUUGGUUACUAUUCAGUGGCAAGGGAUUUUGUGACGUGGUUUGCAAACACCAAAUACCUCUCCAUUCACGACUCGCAAUGUUCUACUCACGGAGCCGCUGAAAGUGACGAAUCCGGGGCCCAUGGCAGCAAUAGCGAGACUUGCGCAUGGGACCUAUAUCGCUAUGCUGUGGACAAGCUAGAAUGUGUCGAAUAUGCUUACAUCGACAGAGCUCACUGUCGUAUCCAAUUGAAUCAGAUGAUUGAAAGCCUCGGAUUUCCCAAGUUGAAGAAGCUGGAACUCAUAAGGGUACAUCUGGACGGACAUGUGGAACUUGAGGCCAAGAAGCACCGCACCGCACCAUUCACGCAUCUUCAUCUCUUCAAUACCGUUCUAACAGCCAGGGCCACAUAUAUCCUGCUACAGUGGCCGAGGGUACUGACUCACUUCGUCUUCGAUGCAUAUCCCUACCAACCUCCAUUUGUAGACUACCCUACGCUUGAAUCGUGGCUGCUUAUCCACGCCGAAACCCUGGUACACAUAAAGAUCAGCUGCCUCCACCCGAAGCGUAGUAAGCGCCUGUUGAACGCUACGCUCUUUCCGCAGCUUGAGCUCUUAUCUUUAUCACGCUGGCAGAUGCAGUCUGGAUUGCGAACUGACCACAGCACCAGUGUGAGGACAGAUCAAGUGAAUCUGCUGGGUUCCAGUCUCAAGAUAUUUUGCUGGGACUUUACGAUUGAGGACUCCGAGCUGAGUCGACUACCUUUUGGCGACGACGAGGCGUCGUGGAUACGCACAUUAUCUGAGAGAGCAUUUGAGCACAAAGCCGCGCUUGAAACCAUCAAGAUACUUUAUUCGCUGGACGAUCACCACAGGACUCGGUCGAAGGGUUAUCCGUGGGAAUGCAUGGAAGACGCACAACGUCAUUUGGUCAAAUUCGGUAUAGAAUUGAUAUAUGAUAAACCGCCAAUGUCAAAGGACGAGUGGACGCGCUACUACGAGACUGGAAUUGCACCGUAUGCAGAUUUCUGGGGCCCCCGGGUUCACUACCAGCCGCCUCGGGAAUCUACGCUGGAGGAAGAUGAAGCGGAGCGACGGCUGGACGCGGAAUAUGAUGAAUUGAUGAGGCAGGGUUUGUACCAUGGAGAGGAUAUUCGGAGGUACCUAGGAGCCUAGGAGAGAUUUUGUCAGGACAAGAUAGACGCAUGAUGAUAGCAUAACAUCUACACUCACAAGAGAUGAUACAUCUAUAGUAUUUGACACCGUUAUUAUGGAGUAAGCAUCUUCUUCUUCUUCUUCUUCUUCUUCUUCAAGCAAAAGUCAGCAUUGGCCUGUAAACGUCAACAUUCAAUUCACCAAAAAUAUCGUCUAGCCUAACGAACGCACAUCCUCGCAGAUAUAUCGGCUUGCACCCCUCACCGCUAGUACAUGGUUCUAAGCCUUACAUAGUCUUCUUGAUGCGCUGGGUAGCAAUGGUCAGGAUUCCUUAGCCGCACAGCGUUUUACUUUUCAUGAAAGCAUAUGGUAGUAAACGUAGCUAGCAAUGCGGGUACAUCAGAACGCUUAUCUCAGAUGUGGCACAGCUUGCUAACAAGGAAUUGG